UAACUUUCUGCGUUGCCUUUGAACAUUCACCGUCUAUAUCUAUAUAUAUCCUUCGCCUCAAGAUUACAGCCCCCAAGAUUGUCAGCUCGCACCGUCUAUCGAGAGGUAGCGUCUUCCAUUGGCCAUACCUCGUCGCUGCCACCAUAUCAGCCAUCGAAAUCUUUACCUGUCCCCUUUUCUUCCGUCUCUAGCUGGCUUCUUUAAGCCAUUAGUUUCUUGUGCUGGUGAUCUCGUUUUGCUCAUUAAAUCAGAUAUGAGGACGAAGGUCGUCUUUUCAGUGGAGGCGCGUGGCGACGAAGAAAAGCGGAAGGUCCUGCAAGCCGUCACUUCUCUUCUAGGGAUCGAUCACGUAUACACGGACACGGAAGGGAAGAAACUAAUAGUGACGGUAGUUGGAAGUAUGGAGGCGAUGGAUGUGGGGAAAAAGCUGAGGAAGCACUGGGCCACAGAUAUGAUCAAAAUGGGUACAGUUCAGGAGAAGGCCGUCGUUUCCACGAACAAGAAUACUAAUCCAGAUCAUUUGCGUAUGGUUGCUUUGCAUCGAGGGAAGGAGGUAGUGGCAGUCAGGAAGGAGAAGCAGGAGAUUGUACAAGUAAAGGUGCGGGAGCAGAAGCAGGAGAUUGUACAAGUAAAGGUGCGGGAGCACUACGAAGCCCGCCGCCACAGGUCCUAAAAAUGAGAAAGGAACAGCACGGUUGAACUACUGAGACGGCCAAAUAAAGAGCUUUUCUCUAUGUUUUUAGCAAAUGCGUUCUCAUAUAGUUGGAUGUCCUCGUCUUGCUUUUAUUUUAUUAGUUGCUGUGUUGUAUGUAUGCAUUAUGUGAGGCCUUUAUCAGAAUGCUCAUUAUAUCAGUUAUUAAUUCUC
This is a messenger RNA of Nymphaea colorata (pocket water lily), 865 nucleotides long. Its product is annotated as heavy metal-associated isoprenylated plant protein 39-like. The coding region runs from base 254 to 673 and encodes 139 amino acids. The transcript is spliced from 3 exons. The record is from RefSeq and is a predicted model, not a curated record. NCBI's taxonomy places the organism in Eukaryota, Viridiplantae, Streptophyta, Magnoliopsida, Nymphaeales, Nymphaeaceae.